Aricia agestis (brown argus) is the source of this 1633-nucleotide messenger RNA. RefSeq names its product glycerate kinase. Gene Ontology annotation, molecular function: glycerate kinase activity. Bases 214 to 1629 code for a protein of 471 amino acids. The record is from RefSeq and is a predicted model, not a curated record. Lineage: Eukaryota; Metazoa; Arthropoda; Insecta; Lepidoptera; Lycaenidae. Gene Ontology annotation, biological process: protein phosphorylation. The transcript has a single exon. Gene Ontology annotation, cellular component: cytoplasm.
GUCUUCUACUCAUCACUUGCACUGAUAGCACGUCUUAUCAAUUGCUGAUAAGAGUAUCACUUAUCAGUAAAGUCAAUAAAGUUAUCGAAACUUAAUUUGUAAAAAGUAAAAAAUAAAGCUAUUCUAACAGUGGCUUUGAAUAAAUGUAUACACAUAGUGUUAGUUUUAUGUAACUUUUUUAUUAGAUUGAGUUUCAAAAAUUUUUACUUCAAAAUGAACCGCAACAUUAUAGCAGAUUUAAAUCACAUAUUCAGAAGUUGCGUGUCUGCCGUUCUACCGGAAAACUUCAUGCGAAAGUCGCUGAAUUUCAAUUCAUCUACAAGGCAACUCAAGAUUUUUGAUAAAGUUUAUGAAUUAAGAAACAAAAAUGUGUAUAUCGUUGGCACCGGUAAAGCAGUGCAGAAAAUGGCAAACGAACUAGAACACAUCCUAUCUCCCCACAUCAAGAAGGGAAUCAUAAGCAUCCCAAAAGGUAGCUCCCAUAAUGUGCACUAUUCUAAUCUGGAAUAUUAUGAAGGUGCCGAAAAUAACCUGCCAGAUUCUGAUGCUCUGAACACAGCGACCAAAGUAAAACAAUUUGUAAGUCAACUUUCGGAAACUGAUAUUUUAUUUGUUUUAAUCUCUGGUGGUGGAUCAGCACUGCUGCCUCUGCCAAAAAGUCCAAUAACUCUUGAGGAAAAGUGUACUUUGAUUAAGAAAUUGGCCAACAGUGGUGCAGAUAUUAUAGAAAUAAACACUGUCCGCAAAAGAAUAUCAGAUAUAAAAGGUGGCAAUCUAGCCAUCCAUGCCUACCCUACAAAAGUCGUAAGCUUAAUACUAUCUGAUAUUGUCGGUGACCCUAUAGAUUUGAUAGCUAGCGGACCAACUUGUCAAAAUGCAGAUGAUGAUACUGAUGCCAUAGAGGUAAUUAAAAAAUAUAAUUUAUAUAAUGACCUACCUGAAUCAAUAAAACAUGAAUUAGAGAGUCCGAGCAAUAGUAAGAAAUUUAUGAACAAUUCUGACAAUAUAAUAGUUGGAUCAAAUAAACAAAGCAUUGCAGCUGGAAUGGUUGAAGCUAAGAAUCUAAAUUACAUGCCAAUCAAUUUAUCAAACUCCAUUGUUGGAAAUAUAAGAGAUAUUGCAAAUGAAUAUUCAAAAUUGGUGAAACUUGUGGUAAAUAUAAAAAAUGGUGCAUCAGAAGAUUUUAAAGAAUCAUUAAAGCAACUGAACUUACCAGGGUUGCAGCUUGAAAAUUUUGAUAGAAAUGUUAUCAAGAAUGAGAAUCUAUGCUUCAUUCUUGGCGGGGAGAUAACUGUGGAAGUUAAGGGUGAAGGGAAAGGAGGUAGAAAUCAACAGCUGGCUUUAGAAUUUUCAAAGGCAAUAUUGAAUAUUGACUCAAAGUACGAUAUUUACAUGCUCAGUGCAGGAACAGAUGGAAUAGAUGGUCCAACAGAUGCUGCUGGAGCUAUUGGAUAUAAUAAUCUAAUAAAGCAUGCAGGUGAAGCUAAAUUAAAUGUAGAUGCAUUCCUAGGGAACAAUGAUUCAUAUAAUUUCUACAAGAAUUUCAAUAAUGGGAGUCUCCAUGUAAUAACAGGACAUACCAACACAAAUGUUAUGGAUAUACAUUUGAUUAUAAUCAAAAGCAGAUGAUUAA